GGAAGAUCAAAACUUGUUUGCCAUCUCAAUCAUUUGACUUGUUAUGUUCACACUAAAAAUGUUGGGGACAUGCAAUUAAUAUAUAAACAAGGCUGUGGAGUGUGUAAGGAAGCAGGGCAAAAAAUGGGUGAUCAAACGGUGAAGAGUGAGAAGGAAACAAUGGAGAAGGAGGAGAAAAUUGCCGUGGCGAAAGUUGAUGAGCCUGAAAUCAAGUAUAGAGGAUGGAAAGCCAUGCCGUUUAUUAUAGGGAAUGAAACUUUCGAGAAACUGGGAGCCAUUGGUACCUUAGCCAACUUAUUGAUCUAUCUCACUACUAUCUUCAACUUGAAGAGCAUUACGGCUGCAACUAUGAUCAAUGUCUUCAAUGGAACCGCGAAUCUCGGCACCCUGGUCGGAGCUUUCCUCUGUGAUACUUACUUCGGUCGAUACAAGACCUUGGGAUUUGCCACUUCUGCUUCUUUCUUGGGGUUGCUAGCAAUUCAACUAACAGCAGCUAUCCCGGAGUUGCAUCCACACCGGUGUGCGGCGAAAGGGGGUGGCGAAUGUGAAGGGCCAACGAGGGGUCAAUUUGCGUUUCUGCUGGCGGGUUUGGGGCUGAUGGUGGUGGGAGCUGGGGGUGUUCGGCCGUGUAACUUGGCAUUUGGGGUGGAUCAAUUCAACCCCAAAACAGAAUCUGGAAAGAGAGGAAUCGAUAGCUUCUUCAAUUGGUACUUCUUCACCUUCACUUUUGCUCAGAUGAUCUCGUUAACCCUCAUCGUCUACAUUCAAUCGAACGUGAGUUGGGCUAUUGGCCUUGGGAUUCCGGCGAGUCUCAUGUUUAUAGCUUGUGUUGUGUAUUUCGUUGGUUCCAAAAUAUAUGUCAAAGUUAAAGCUAGUGGUAGUCCAAUGACGAGUGUAGCACAAGUGAUAGUGGUAGCCAUCAAGAAAAGGAAACUGAAACCUGUGGAGCAACCUUGGCUUUCCCUUUUCAAGUAUCCUCCCAAGUCUGUCAACUCCAAGAUUCCCUAUACCGACCAAUUCCGAUUCCUUGACAAAGCAGCGAUUGUUACGUCUGAAGACGAAAUAAACGGUGACGGAUCGGCAGCGGAUCCAUGGAGACUGUGCAGCUUGCAGCAAGUGGAAGAAGUGAAAUGCCUGUUUAGAGUGCUUCCUAUAUGGGCUUCACAAAUCUUGUAUUGUGUUACACUUAUUCAACUGCAUACAUAUGCUGUCUUCCAAGCCGUUCAGUCUGAUAGACGACUAGGAAACACCAACUUCAAGAUCCCGGCAGCAUCGUAUGUCGUCUUCAUGAUGCUUAGCCUGACCUUUUUCAUACCCGUAUACGAUCAGCUCAUCGUCCCGUUUCUUCGAAGAAUCAGAGGGAAACAAGUGGGUAUUACAAUUCUCCAGAGGAUCGGAAUUGGGAUAUUUGUCUCGGUAUUCACCAUGCUCGUAUCAGCAAUGGUCGAACAACAUCGGAGAAACACAGCUCUCUCGAAACCGACUCUCGGAGUCGUUCCACGAAAAGGCGCCAUCUCAUCGAUGUCAGCCUCGAUUUUGAUCCCUCAAUUCAUCCUCGGUGGACUGACGGAAGCGUUUGCAUCCAUCGGCCUAUUCGAAUUCUACUACAAGCAGUUCCCGGAGAACAUGAAAAGCAUAGGAGGGUCUCUAUUCUAUUGUGGCAUGGCGGCUUCGAACUAUUUCAGUAGCUUGUUGAUCUUAGUAGUUCAUCGAACUACAGACGGCACGGCCGCCGGAAACUGGUUACCGGAGGAUCUCAACAAGGGAAGAUUGGAUUAUUACUAUUACAUGAUUGCUGGGUUGGGAAUCUUAAACCUGGGCUACUUUUUGUUAUGCGCAAGAUGGUACAAGUACAAAGGAAACGGUGACGACGACACCCUUGAGCUUGAGCUUCAUGUUAAUGGCGAAAAACAGCACUCGGAUAAACCUUAAGUCUCAUGUUCGUUAAGAUUCAAAUAUAGAUGAAUAGAUUUCAAAACCCAA
Hibiscus syriacus is the source of this 1983-nucleotide messenger RNA. Its product is annotated as protein NRT1/ PTR FAMILY 2.11-like. The record is from RefSeq and is a predicted model, not a curated record. Lineage: Eukaryota; Viridiplantae; Streptophyta; Magnoliopsida; Malvales; Malvaceae. Gene Ontology annotation, cellular component: plasma membrane. Gene Ontology annotation, biological process: transmembrane transport. Gene Ontology annotation, molecular function: transmembrane transporter activity.